AUGAAGCUUCCUCUCUUCUAUGUGGCUUUGCAGACGUUGUGUUGGACUUCAAAGGCGGCGUAAGGAUCAAUUCAUCAGGAAAUAUCCGUAUUUUAGCGUGAUUUCAGUCAGAGAGACCGAAAGUUUUGACAACCUUUUUGGAGAUUACGACACGUAUGAACUGGCGCAGUACACGUUUGUCCCAGAGGAGUUUUGCGAUAAGGCUACGUAAGUCGUUACAUCCAGACUAUUGGUUAGCAUAUUCAAAAACGUGUUGGGAUUACUGUAGCGUCAAAAAAGAUCAGAUUUUUUUACGACUUGGGGUCCGAAAAAGUGAUUUUUCUCAGACCCCCUUAGGGCAAAUCAUAUAAAAUUUAGUCAAAAAAUUGAUGAGGUACCUUGCUAUGGUAUCGUGGUAUUUUUCGUCUUUCGGAUUACUGUAACAGUAUCAAAACUUUAUAAACUUUUUUUUUCAAUAUUUGAGAUUUUGGGCUCCAAAAAAUCUGGAUUUUCUCAAACGCCCGUAGGGCAAAUGACUCAAAAUUUUAGUCCAUAGCUUGUGACAGCUUUUAGAACUACGUACAAAAAUUUUACGCGUCUAGGAUUACUCUAACAUACCAAAUUUGGAGUUUCUUUGAAGCUAUGCCGUCAAAUUUCCAAAAAUUUCUUUUUGUUUUUAUUCCUGAAAUCAACGUAUUUUUGAAGUAUUUUGAAGUAAAAAUUGAAACUAUGUGAGAUUUACAGUCUAGUAGUAUAGAUUUUACCUCCUGAUGAAUUUAUUCUACCUUGUAGGAUCACAUUAUAUUACUCCUCCUGUGAAGUGUUCGCUUUGGAAUUUGAUGGGAUAAAACAAAAAAAGUAAGUAGCCUACCUACUAAAUUAGAAUCCACAUACCAUAACUAUGCUAUUAUAAGUAACUUCUGUCAAUUUCAGACCCAAACACAGCGGUAAUGACUCAAUUUCGCACUUUUAUGACAUCAAAGCCCACUCCGCCGAGAAUGUGGCCCAUUUCAAAAACAAAACUCAGCUGACAGUCCUGGUAAAGGACUCGGGAGAAGUCGUGGCCAAUGGCCAGAGUGUGGCGAACGUCUCCUGUCCCAUGCUGGUGAAUAGCCACGAGAAUUUCGAUCGAAUUUCGGUGAGGUUCGAGAAGAACAAUGUCUGCCCAUUUCGAAUUUUUGUGGACCCGUUUUUCCCCAUCCGUGGCAUCUUUUACGUGAAACGAAUUGAGAAUUUCGGGCAUAAUGAAACGGAAAAAAAUGUGGAGUUGGCGUCCAGAUCGAAUUGGAAAUUUUAUUUGCUCAGUUUGGGAGCAAUUCUUUGGUAAGCCCAAAAAAAUAAAUAAAUUUUUUUAAGUCAGGGGGUUUAAUAGUAUGUUCUGCAAUUUGUUGCUUUUUGCACUGUGCAAUAGGCCUUUUUGGGCUGUCGCUCGCACCCUGACUUUUCUGCACAGUGCAAACGCCAAAAAUGAAUUCAGCGACUUUACAACGGGCUAGUAUGUAAUGAAACUUGGCAAAAAUUUGGAUUAAAGUUUCCUGUGACAUAUGCGAGGUUUUUAUAGCUCCAGCUUGACAAAAAUCAUCGAGAUUUUGGGCGAAGAAUUUGUAAAAUCAAAAUUUUUUCAUUCAUUAAAACUUGGAAAAAAUUAAGAUUAGGGUUUUCUUAGACGUGUCUGAGACUUUAACCUUGCAUUUUCCAGAAAUCGUUAGGAUUUUUAGGUCGAAAAACUUUCUACAAAAACUGAAUUUUUUCCACCUAAAGAUCAAAAAGAUAUAUCCGAAAAACAAAUUUUCUCUGCCGUCUCCUCAUUUUCUACAGUUUUCUUUCCAAAAAAAAUUUUUUUUGAGAGACUAUGAAAAAUGAGGAGAGACAGUCUGAGAAAAAAUGUGUUUUCGGCUAUAUCUUUUUGAUUUUCAGGUGGAAAAAAUUUAGUUUUUGUAGAAACUUUUUACUUCAAACUUGGAACAGAAUGCCAAUUUUUUAUAAUAGAAAAUCGCAAAAAAAUUUUUCGAAUUUCAAAUUUUUCGACCGAAAAAUCCCGAUUGUUUCUGGAAACUGCAGGUUAAAAAUCUCAGAUGUGUCUUAGAAAUCUCUAAUCUAAAUUUUUUUCCAAGCUUCAUUAAAAUCCGAGGCUUGAAAUUUGACAAAUUUUUUUCAGGGGUAUUACCGUUGGACUCGUAAUUUUCACCAUAUUUUACUUCGUUUUGCCCGUUCAGAAGAAACACAAAGCCCCAAAAAGCAAAAUUGAAAGCAAAUCGGAGGAAAACUCGAAUCGGGAAAGCAAAGAAUUGGCCAAAACGAGCAAGAAUGAGCCUGAAAUGAACACUCUGACCAGAAGAAGAGGCGAUCUAACGACCUUUGCCAGCACUGCCAACUACCCAUCCACCUCCAAAUAA
Molecule: messenger RNA, 2375 nt
Organism: Bursaphelenchus xylophilus (pine wood nematode)
Lineage: Eukaryota; Metazoa; Nematoda; Chromadorea; Rhabditida; Aphelenchoididae
Source: the annotation of a GenBank genome assembly